Pangasianodon hypophthalmus (striped catfish) is the source of this 1876-nucleotide messenger RNA. RefSeq names its product kit ligand b (gene kitlgb). Gene Ontology annotation, biological process: cell adhesion; positive regulation of cell population proliferation. The transcript is spliced from 8 exons. Bases 249 to 1022 code for a protein of 257 amino acids. Gene Ontology annotation, molecular function: stem cell factor receptor binding; cytokine activity. The record is from RefSeq and is a predicted model, not a curated record. Gene Ontology annotation, cellular component: plasma membrane. NCBI's taxonomy places the organism in Eukaryota, Metazoa, Chordata, Actinopteri, Siluriformes, Pangasiidae.
CUCCAAACUCCAGGACGCACGCUGCGCACUGUGACGCGCGCGCGCCCACACACACACACACACACAUACAUACACAUAUACACACACACACACACACAUACGCAAACAUACAGGCGUGCGCGCGCGCUCCUUUUCCGGCCCGAUUUCGGAUCACUGAUGUGUGCACGUGCAAGUGGAAUCAUGCCUACAUACCGCUGUCGGAGGAAACGGAGAAAAUAGAAGAUCCGCCGAGUUUUGCAGGAAGUCUCAUGGUCCACAUGAAGGAGGUUAAGAUCGGAGGGUGCGCAUGUGUGUUGGUGUUGUUAUUUUCCGGGCUUGUCGCCUGCUCUGGUGUGUUUGGAAGCCCUUUGACUGACGAUGUGGCCACACUAGACACACUGAGAGAAAACAUUCCCAAGGAUUACAAAAUUCGUGUUCGUUACAUUUCCAAAAACGUGGGAGGGACGUGCUGGGUUCACCUGAACCUGUAUCCAGCAGAGAGCAGUUUGAAAAACCUAGCCCUGAAGUUUGGCAACCUUUCAGCCAACAGAGAAAAUAUUACUAUCUUCAUCACCAUGCUGCAAGGACUCCGCUUCACCAUCGAUAACGACGAGCUGGAGUCAACAAUGCAGGCCUUUAAGUGUCAUUAUCGGAGUGCACGAUGGUCCACCAGACGCUACUUCGACCACGUCAAAGAGGUUCUUGUAACAUUUGCCUCGACACCCCGCCAGUUUUACUGUACUCCUCCUCCAUGUCCCACCCCUACUGCACCUCCAGUUAUGUCAGAUCGGCGUGUGAUUGACAGAGCGAUCCCUGGUGUUCUAGCAUUAGUCAUCAUUCCCUGUCUUGCUGCACUUGCACUCAUUCUCAGAGCAGUGCUUCGUCGAAAACUGUGCUGUGCAGAAAGGAGACGUGAACAGACCAAUGACAUGGAGCCACAAAGUGACCCUGAAGCCAGUAUAGAUGCGUCACACAAUGGCAGUGAAUCAUCCUUCUUAAAUAACCAAUGCAGGGUGCAGCAGGUUGAGGACACAGGAGUUUAAUCCAGCGCACCUAAAGUAUUUGACGGAAUUCUUUGGAUAUAUGAAGUACAUAAUGAAGGGCGUUGAACAGAAUCCCAGGAUUGACUGUUCUUACCAACCCUCUUUGUUGGCUUAAAGGUUAUACACUAAACAGUUAGCUAUGUGUUUGAUGAAUACCCAACAAAUGACCUCACUUGCAAGAAUCCUAACAUCUUCCGCCCCCAGCAUCGGACUCUCCAGCUGCCCAAUAGAUAGAAAAUCAAUGUGCUUCUGCUGGAUUGCACAAACAAGAAGCAAUCUUGAAAAGCGCCUGGUGGAACGCUUUGGUGAUUUAGUGGUUUGGCCGGAACAGGAAGCACAGCUCUUUUGAAGAAACGGUCACAGCAGAGGCGUAACCGCUGCAAUGCCUGCGGCAGGUCCAUCUCUUUGAGGCUGACUGCUGGUGCUGCAGGCCUCAUUUUGGAGGACAAAUGGCUUUUUUGUACUGUAUUGCCAAGGCUUCCUCCAUGUUGCAGCGUAGCACUGCGGCAGAACAGUGGGCGUACUUGUCCUGGCGGUAUGCACAGUUGGGAGCACUGGAUGGCGGAUGAAAGCUCUGUUGCAGAUUGCAGUUCAUUCAUCGCAUUUUAGGAUUUCUGUGAGGACAGGGCCAGUGUCACCAAAUGUGGGCGUGAGAGGUACAGCGGUGAUGGCGGUUGCAUUGUUUAUUACAGGAGUGUGUUUGUUUGUGUGGGAAGCGUGGUAAGAGGCAUCACACUCAUGUUAUUAAAGCCAAGGUCAUCUUGUAUGCGGGAUGUAUUGUUUCUGGUGGUCAUAUUGAAAUUCAGCAAUUGUAUGAACUAGCCCACUCCAAAAGUACGUUCUUUUCAAACAAA